Chlorella variabilis is the source of this 1236-nucleotide messenger RNA. RefSeq lists its product as hypothetical. Gene Ontology annotation, biological process: iron-sulfur cluster assembly. The transcript has 3 exons. Gene Ontology annotation, molecular function: cysteine desulfurase activity. Gene Ontology annotation, cellular component: cytosol; mitochondrion. The record is from RefSeq and is a predicted model, not a curated record. NCBI's taxonomy places the organism in Eukaryota, Viridiplantae, Chlorophyta, Trebouxiophyceae, Chlorellales, Chlorellaceae. The coding region runs from base 1 to 1236 and encodes 411 amino acids.
AUGCCGCGCCUGGGCGAGCCGCUGCCCCACAUCCAGGCCUCCGGCUGCGUGUACCUCGAUUACAACGCCACCACGCCCAUCUUCCCUGAGGCGGCAGAUGAGAUGCGCCCCUUCCUGACCGCCUUUGGCAACCCCUCCAGCGCCCACGCCUUUGGCCGGCCCUGCAAGGCGGCGGUGGAUGCGGCUCGGGCCAGGGUGGCGGCCAUGGUGGGCGCCGACCCCGACGAAAUCUUCUUCACGAGCUGCGGCAGCGAGUCGGACAACUGGGCCAUCUGGGGGGCGGUGAUGGAGGCGCGGCGGCAACAGCGAGCCGCCCCCGACACCUCUGGCGCUGCCGCCUUCCUACCGCACGUGGUCAGCUCGCGCAUAGAGCACCCGGCCGUGAUCGAGUGCCUGGCGAUGCUGGCCGCACAGGGCCUGCUGGAAUACACGCUUGUGCCAGUCAGCUGCGAGGGGCUGGUCAGGGUGGCAGAUGUGGAGGCUGCCAUGACGCCCCACACCUGCCUGCUGACCUUCAUGCACUCCAACAAUGAGGUUGGCUCCAUCCAGCCGGUGGCACAGCUGGCGGCGCUGGCCCGCCGCGCCGGCGCGCUGAUGCACUGCGACGCGGCGCAGAGCCUGGGCAAGGUGGAUGUGGAUGUGCAGCAGCUGGGGGUGGACAUGCUGACGGUGGUGGCCCACAAGUUUGGCGGGCCCAAGGGCGUGGCUGCGCUGUACGUGCGGCGAGGCGUGCGCCUGGAGCGUCUGCUGUGCGGCGGCGGGCAGGAGGGCGGGCGGCGUGCGGGCACAGAGAACGUGGUGCUGGUGGCGGGGCUGGGCAAGGCGGCAGAGCUUGUGAGCCGAGAGCUGCCAGCCACCGCAGCCCACAUGGCCGCAAUGCGCGACUCCCUGCAACAGCAGCUGCUGGCCGGGCUGCCUCCCAGCACUGCCCUCAUCCACGGCCCCGCCGACGAUGCGCUGCGGCUGCCCAACACUCUGAGCAUCGGCAUCCGCGGCAUCGCCGCCGCCCGGCUGCUGGCGGAGCUGUCGGAGCAGCUGGCGGCCUCCGCGGGCGCGGCCUGCCACAGCGGCGGCGGCCACGGCGUGUCGGCGGUGCUGCAGGCCAUGGCUGUGCCCACAGAGCACGCGGUGGGCACGCUGCGGCUCAGCACGGGGCGGCACACCACGCAGCAAGAUGUGGACCGCGCUGCAGCACUCAUUCUCGACUAUGUGCAGCGGCACGGCGGCAGCUCUUGA